AUGGGCAUGCUAACUUUUGGACGCUUUCUUAGUCGGCCUUAUCCUCACUAUAGGGACGGACCGACCAUCUUUUCCUUCCAGCAGAAGUUUUUGAUGGAAGACGCGAGCUCCCGACAGCGCAGAAAGUCCGAUUCCACCGCCACCAUGAACCCCGUGUCGCUGGCGUCGACGCCCGACGAGCGAGACGCGCCGUUUGAUACCGAUGAAUACGACCAUGACUACUUCUACUCGCCGGUCGCCUCGCCGGAGAAGCUGUCGCGAGAUGGCUCCUUCAACAGCAGCAGCUCCUACCAGGAGGACUGGGAGACGUUUCCGCCCCUGGACAAGCUGACCAUAUUCGACUUGCUCGACAAUAUCCAGCUAUCCCAACGCUUGGAGAGAUGGCAGGAAGCCAUCAACGCCCAGAGAGAAAGGGUGCGGAAACAGCGCGAAAAGCUCAAGUCGACCUCGAUGAAUGCCAAAGAUCGCGUCAUGGAGGAAUUCAAGCGCCGCGCCCCAACGGCGGAUGAGCAGUUCGAAAAGUACCGUCGUCGUGUGAAAUCUGGGGUGGACCGGCUGGGCAAGCAGUGGAACAAGGACGCUACCGUGACGCUGCGCGAGAAGGUGUCGUUUAUUGCCGGUGUGCUGAACGUCUUCAUCAGUGGCUACUUGAUCGGUGCCUGCCCACAAUACUUUUACCUCUGGUUCAGUGCUCAGCUGGUCUAUUUUAUGCCGAUCCGGUAUUACACCUACCACAAGAAGGGCUAUCACUACUUCCUGGCCGACCUGUGUUACUUUGUGAACAUGCUCUGCAUGCUCAGCCUCUGGAUCUUCCCCAAAUCGAAGCGGCUGUUCAUCAGCACUUUCUGCCUGACAUUCGGCAACAACGCCGUGGCCAUCGCCAUGUGGCGCAAUUCGAUGGUCUUCCACAGCAUGGACAAAGUGGUUAGUCUUUUCAUCCACAUCAUGCCGCCGGUCACGCUGCACUGCAUCGUCCACUUGACGCCGGUCGAGAUGCUCAAGGAACGAUUUCCCGCGGUGUAUGCCAUUAAAUUCAGCCAGCCCGGCGAACCGGGACACUACUCACUCGGGGCCAUGAUGAUAUGGGCGACCGUCCCGUAUAUCAUCUGGCAGUUGAUGUACCAUAUCAUGAUCACGGUGCGCCGCGCAGACAAGAUUCGGGAGGGGCGUCCGACAAGUUUCACAUGGCUGCGCAAAUCAUACUCCAAGGCGUGGAUCGGGCGGUUUGUGCUCAGCCUUCCCGAGCCACUGCAGGAGGUAGCCUUCAUGCUGAUCCAGUACACAUAUGCUCUGUCAACGAUGAUCCCAUGCCCACUCUGGUUCUGGUACCGGUGGCCGAGCGGCAUCUUCAUCACCGCCUUGUUCAUCUGGAGCAUCCACAACGGUGCCACCUACUACAUCGAUGUCUUCGGCAAGCGCUUCCAGAAGGAGCUGGAGCAGCUGAAGCAUGACGUUGCCCGGUGGCAAAGCUCGCCCGAGGGGGUGAUGAGCCCGUUGCUUUCCCCAGACAAUGCCUCGUCCAUCGACCUCAGCAGCCGCAGGACGGCCAGUCUCGACCGCAUCCCUCUCUUGGACGCCAAUGUUAACGCCUCCUCGACGGGCGCUCAGACUGACAAGGGCUCUGCUCGAGAGAGAAACUAG
Penicillium riverlandense is the source of this 1641-nucleotide messenger RNA. RefSeq names its product glycerophosphocholine acyltransferase. The record is from RefSeq and is a predicted model, not a curated record. Gene Ontology annotation, biological process: phosphatidylcholine biosynthetic process. The transcript has a single exon. Lineage: Eukaryota; Fungi; Ascomycota; Eurotiomycetes; Eurotiales; Aspergillaceae. The coding region runs from base 1 to 1641 and encodes 546 amino acids.